Molecule: messenger RNA, 2456 nt
Organism: Tuber aestivum (summer truffle)
Lineage: Eukaryota; Fungi; Ascomycota; Pezizomycetes; Pezizales; Tuberaceae
Source: the annotation of a GenBank genome assembly
ACGACACGACAUCUUUACGUUUUUUUCUUUUCCCGCAAAACUCCUUUUCACCCAUCCACGCAUCCACACACACACACAUACACACAACUCUCGGAGCGCACCGCAUUGCCCGUAAUGAAUCUUGAUAAUAUACGCGACGCCGUUCAGAAUAUUUCCCUGUACGAUGUCAAGGCAGCUGUUCGAAAGGCUCAAAAUGGUGAGUUGUUUCACUUUUAUCCUUGCAACCCCCCCCCCCCCCUUUUGGCACUGUCGGAGUGCUUUGAGCUCUCGGGAGCUAUCCCGGCCCGAUUUGAUUGCUGAUUCUUGUCCUUGAUAGUCGUCAUGAAUUACACCGAGAUGGAGGCGAAGGUACGGCUUCCUGGCCAAUGUUACGCGGGGAUGGGGAGGGGUCAGUGAGGUGAUGUAUCCUUUGUUUGACACCAACGAUAGGUACGGGAGGCAACAAACAACGAACCAUGGGGUGCUUCGUCUACGCUCAUGCAGGAGAUCGCAAAUGGCACGUUCAACUAGUGAGUAUCUGGCCCCUGCAGAAGCUUGGUGGUUCGCCCAGAUGAGAAGCUUAAUUCUGGUGCAGCCAGCUCCUGAACGAGAUUAUGCCCAUGGUCUACAAACGAUUCACGGAGAAGUCUGCCGAAGAAUGGAGGCAGAUUUACAAGGUAACUAUCACGCCAUCUUAGCUCCCGGAAGUGAUGGGGGGCUGACUGGUGUAGUCUCUUCAAUUGCUUGAAUUCCUCGUCAAGAAUGGCUCGGAGCAGGUUAUUGACGAUGCUCGCUCCCACCUCUCGACUAUCAAGAUGUUGCGCCAAUUUCACUUUAUAGAUAUGGCGGGCAAAGAUCAGGGGAUUAAUGUCCGUAAUCGUGCUAAAGAGCUUGCCGACCUCCUUUCCGAUGUUGAGAAAAUCCGUACCGAGCGUAAGAAAGCUCGCAGCAAUAAGAACAAAUACGGUGGCGUUGAGGGAGGCGCUGGUCAAUUCGGCGGUUUCAGCGGAGGCAUGAACAGUGGCGGCGGUGACAACGGUUUUGGACGGCGGUACGGCGGGUUCGGCAGUGACAGCAUGGAGUAUGGGGGUUAUUCCGGGGGUGUUUAUGGAGAUGGCGGCGGGUUUGGGGGCUCUUCUGGGUUCCAUGAUGACGGAUCCGGAAGCUCCAGGGCUGCCUCGAGAUCUCAAAAGUUCCAGGAAUAUGAUGAAUACGAUGACGGCGGUGCUCCUGCUAGCAGACGUUCUGCGCCGCCACGGAGGCAAGCCGAGCCUGUCAAAUCCCCACCAAAGAAGGAACCUGAAGUUGAUCUAUUUUCAUUCGGUGAGGAGCCAACACCUGCGAAACCCGCUCCCAGACAGAGCGCCAAGCCGAUCUCGAAUCCCCUCGAUGAUGACUUCGGCACUCUUCAAUCCGGCGGGGCAGACGAUGACGACUUUGACGAUUUCCAAUCUGCUGGUCCCGCGCCCGCACCAAAAAAACAGCAACCUCUUUCGUUUACCCCUCUCCCUGCUGUUACCGCAAAUGCAGCGUCCACCAACCUCGUACAACCCAAGCCUCUGAGCGCUCCCCAGGCGGUUGGCCUAAACGAUCUUGUGGGUAUUUCCUCCAUCUCCCCAGCUCAGUCUGCGUCAUCUAUGGCAUCCCCGCCCGCGAUGACGCCUGCGACAACCGGCGGCGGCCUAGGCGGCAUGGGGAUGGGCACGGGUAACACGGGGGCAAUGGGCGGUAUGAGCGGAAUGACCCCGAUGAAGCCCGCAAACGUCUCUUAUCAACCCACUCAACCAAACUACUUCACCUCCGUCCCUACUAGUAUCAACAACAACAACACCCCCCUCUCACCAGCUUCCACGGGCCCCUCGGCUCAAGCUAAGAAGCCCACUGGCGACGCUUUCGGUUCUUUAUGGAAUACCGCUGCCAAGGACUUUAAGAAGCCGACGACCCCGAGUAACACUAGUACUCCAAGUCUCCAGGCUAUGGCCAAGGAGAAGGCCAGCGCCGGGAUUUGGGGUGCUCCAGCUCAGACUUCGCGCCCAGGAUCUUCGGCAACGGCUAAUAGUGGGAAAACUAGCGGGAGUGCGCUGGAUGAUUUACUUGGGUAGUUGGCGUUGCCUUUUCUUCUCUCUCUGGUGAUGGCAGUGGUAACAGUUUGCACUCUUGGACAGUGGUCUUGAGAAUAUCCUUGGGCCCUUAUCAUACUUGCUUGCUUAUUGAGUGGCGAGCGGAAAAAGCAUUGAUUUCGAGAAGAGAUAAAGAAGGAGGGUCAGAUCCCGGUUUGUGAGAGUUUCUUAUUUUUUUUCUUAUUUUUUCUUCCUCUUUUCAAUUUCCCUAGGGAGGGUAUGGUACCGGUACCUUUGCGUUUAUUUAUUUAUUUUUCUUUUCCUACCAUAAGUUAGUCUAGUCCUGUCGUGGUACUGUCAUGUCUCUCUCUCUCUCUCUCUUACAUAUAAAAUUUAAGUUUCGGUCCUUUAUUUCUA